UUGCUUUUUUCGCGCGGUUCCUUUGUAACAUUCUAGAGUAUUUUGCGUCAUUUACAGUUCUUCACAGCCUGAAGCAAUGGACCUUGAUCAGCCACCAGAUGCUCCAGAUUAUGAUGACCUGGAGGACCUUUUGGAAGAAUUGGAAAAUGAUCACAAACUUGUGAUUGAUCAUCCAGAUAUUCCAUCUGAUAUUGAUGAUGAGGAGGCAGCAGAGGCAUCUGUUACCCCAGCUGUGGUCAGUGGGAAACCAUCCACAGGUCCAACACAGAAUAAUAAUGCUGCGAGACCACAGACUCCAGGGAACAAAAGGCAGCUGGAGGAAAUAUUUGGGGAUUUAAAUGGGCUAGAGGACUCAGAUGAAGAUGCAGCUCCCAAGAGACAGAAGACAGCUUUACCAAAGACUUCAGAGGAUGCUAACAUGGACUCACUCAUGGAAAGGAUACGGAACAGCCGAGCGCUGCCAAAGAUGGAGCAGUUUGUUGCUGGCCCAGGCCCAGAAAGCGCCGCGGCGUCGCGGGACCGGGCCCGCAUCAGCACGCGCGUGCUGAUCGGCUGCAACUUCCAGAAGAUGACCUUCCCGGACGGCACACGCUACUACCUACGCGUGCGGGGCACCGGUCCGCAGCUGGUGGACAGCCCGGUGGCGACGGGCGCCAGCUUGCUUUCGCGGCCGCUGCAGCAACUGAAGGACGAGGCUCGCCAGCUGGAGGAGCGGCGGCGGCGGCUGCAGCAGGAGCGCCAGGUCCUGGACAAGCUGGCCACCUGGCAGGACGAGCCGGCCGCAGACUCGGGCGUCGAGUCGGACGACGAGUCCGAGCGCAGCGCCCUCUGGGUCGAGCGCUUCCAGCCGCGCUCCUACGUCGAGCUGCUCAGCGACGAGAGUAUUAAUCGAGGCCUGCUUCACUGGAUGAAGCUCUGGGACAAGGCCGUGUUUGGACGCGACGUUAUCAUCAAGCCCAAGGAAGAGAAGAAGAAGCCGGACGGCAAAUUCAAGCCGUUCGUCCGCAAGCCGGCGUUCGAGGUGGUGGAGGAGUUGGACGCCACGAACCGGCCGCGCCAGAAGGUGGCACUGCUGUGCGGCCCGCCCGGGCUUGGCAAGACCACGCUGGCGCACGUGCUGGCCAGGCACGCCGGCUACAACGUGCUGGAGAUGAACGCGUCGGACGACAGGAGCUUGGCGGCGUUCCGCACGGCGCUGGAGACGGCCACUCAGAUGCGGCCCAUGCUCGGCAGCGACCCGCGCCCCAACUGCCUCGUCAUCGAUGAGAUCGACGGCGCGCCGGCGCCGUCCAUCAACUUGCUGGUGACUGCGCUGUCCAACUCGGACGGGGCUGGCACGGGGCGCGCGCGCCGCCAGAAGGCAGCCACGGCGCCCAUUCACCGGCCCGUCAUCUGCAUCUGCAACGACCCGUACGCGCCGGCGCUGCGGCCGCUCCGGCAGAUGGCGCUCGUCAUGACCUUCCCGCCGACGUCGCGCGAGCGACUGGCCGGCCGUCUGGCCGACAUCUGCCGCCGGAACGGCUUGCGGACGGACCUGGGCGCUCUGCUCUCCCUCUGCGAGAAGACCCGCAGCGACAUCCGCUCGUGCCUCAGCUUUCUUCAGUUUGUGCGGAGCCGACAGGACCGCCUCACCUUGGACCAGGUGCAGGCGUCCACCGCCGGCCAGAAGGACCACCACAAGGGCCUCUUCGCCGCCUGGCAGGAGAUCUUCAACAUUCCUAGACCCAAGCGGUGGGUGGCCCGCCACGCUGGAAGCACCUGGUGGUGGAGGAGGCCGGCGGGCCGCAGCGGCUCUCCGGCUGACGGCACCAGCCUGGCCGAGAGGUUCCGGGACAUGGUGAGCCUGGUAGCCUCCUGCGGAGAGUACGACAAGCUGGCGCUGGGCAUGUUCGAGAACUACCUCAACGCCAAGAUCAAGGACUCCAGCAUGAACUCGGUGGGUCUGGGCGCCGACUGGCUGUGCUUCAACGACGAGCUGAGCACCGAGCUGCACCACACGCAGAACUACGUGCUGGCGCCGUACCAGCAAUACGCGGGCGUGGCGUUCCACCUGCUGUUCGGCUCGCUGCAGCGGAUGCGGCCCGCCUUCCCGCAGGCCGAGGCCGAGGUGAAGCAGCGCCUCACCAAGCAGAAGAACCUGCUGGCCACCAUGGUGUCGGACAUGGCGCCGCGGGCGCGCUGCUUCAACAGCGCCUCGACCCUGGUGCUGGACAUGCUGCCCUACCUGCUGCAGGUGGCGCAGCCCAGCCUGAGACCGGUGAACAGUCAGCUGCACACGGUGCGGGAGACGGAGGAACUGCACCGCGUGCUGCAGCUGAUGAUCGCCUACAACCUCACCUACCGCCAGCAGCGCGACGACGACGGCCAGUACCAGUACCUGCUGGAGCCGAAUAUGGAGGAGCUGGUGUAUUUCGGCGAACAGCGGCCACACAGGCCCGUACCCUACACGGUCAAACAGCUGGUCGCUCGCGAGAUCGAACUGGAAAAAAUGCGCCGGGCGGAGGCGGCGGUUGUGGGCGCCGAGACACGGCAGGCGGUGGCAGCCCGUGAGGCCGAGCAGCAGCAACAAAAGCCAGAGCCGCCCACGCCCGUGCCGAACCACCAGCGCCAACAACUGAAGCCCCGGCCGAUCGCCGAACGGACCGUUGAUGACACGGCGCCGCGAGACUUCUUCGGCCGGGUUCUGCAGCCGCGAGCUGCUCCGCAGCGGACCCCCGACGAAGAGGAGGCGUCGGACGCCGGCCGCCUGCUGCGCACCGACGUCUGGUACCACUUCAAAGAAGGCUACAACAAUGCCGUCCGGCGCACCGUUCGCGUGCAGGACCUGGCCUGAC
Pollicipes pollicipes is the source of this 2834-nucleotide messenger RNA. RefSeq names its product chromosome transmission fidelity protein 18 homolog (gene cutlet). NCBI's taxonomy places the organism in Eukaryota, Metazoa, Arthropoda, Thecostraca, Pollicipedomorpha, Pollicipedidae. Bases 77 to 2833 code for a protein of 918 amino acids. Gene Ontology annotation, molecular function: ATP binding; ATP hydrolysis activity. The transcript has 22 exons. The record is from RefSeq and is a predicted model, not a curated record.